ACCUCUUGUAAACACACCCAUAUGCGCGCGCAUACUGAUUUCUAGCCCCGACUCAGUGAAUGAUAGCGGCGGCCAUGGCAGAGGGCGCAAGUAGUUCGCCCGGCCGGAGUACGCGCAUGUCGCGCAAUGCGGCUUGCACCCACUGCCGUACCUCCAAGGUGCGCUGCAACCCCAGCUCCAUCGCCGGCCGGCCAUGUCAGCGCUGCACGAAGCUCAACCUCUCAUGUGUCGUCAAUCCCACAUGCCGCCGCAUCACACGCAAGAGCCAACUUGAUCAGCUUGCCCGCGAGGUGCAAGCCAUCAGGGAGACCGUGGUGGUAACAGACAGCAACCAUAGACAGCCAGCACUUCAGACACCAUCAAGCCCGGGCACCUGGUCACCGAGAGUACAGGAUACCAAUGAGGCUUCGUUGUCCAGUGUUACACCAGCUUUCUCUGCCACUGCAUCAGAGCACAAUAGUCGUCGCGAUGACAACGCUGUCGACGUCCUCGACGACGAUGUACGAGUCAUCUCGACAGCAGUGCCCAGUCUACACAGAGCGCUCGACUCACAGCCCUUUACCGGGCCAGAGAUUGAUGAGCAUUUCAAUGUCUACUUUCGCUAUUUCCAUCCCCACUUCCCCAUCCUCAGCCAACGCGACCCAAACAAGUGCUAUGACACGAGCCCCUUUCUAUUCUGGGUCAUCGUUCUCAUCUCUUGCCGCCGUCAGCCCACACACACCAACUCUGCUACGACCCGCCUUCUCACAGAGCACGUGAAGCACGAGACUGAUGCCGCUGUCCCCAAGGUGCCUCAGCCUCUCGCCCAAUUGCACGCCAUACUCCUUGUUGCCGCCUGGGGGUUGUAUCCGGGUGUUCGUUUCAUCAAUGAUCCAGCCUACUGGCUGAGUGGCAUUGCUAUCAACUCGUGCCUGCUGCUUGGCUUCAACACGGCUUCCGGCAGGCACCCGGAGUAUAGUCAUGUUACUCUUGCCACCACUUCAUCCAGUAUCGAAGCUGCUGUCACAUGGGCAGCGUCUAGUAUCUUGAAUCGAAGAUUGUCAACCAACCUUGGCCUCCCAUGCACGGCUCCAACGAACAAGGCCACGAUGAACAUGAUCCAUGAAGAGGCUAGCAUUCUGCCCGUCAACUUUCUCGUACAGCUCGAAUGCCAGGUCUUCAUGGACAGAAUUAAUAAGACGCUAGGCUCUUCUCUUGAAGAGUCCAACGGAGUGCCACGUGAGUUAGUCCGCAUUUUCGAAGAUGAAUGGGCCGUAGCUCGAGCACGAAUCAUCGCCAAACACACGGAUCCAGUAUUAUCCCUCCACACUCUAUUUGUUCUUCUCGAGGUCCAGAUGUACUAUUUCCUCCUGAUGCCAACCCAAAACAGUCAAUCAUCCACCGUCGUUGGCUCACUCAGCGGUCGAGAUAAUCUACCUCCCUCCACCGAAGCUGACAUCCUGCGAUGCUACACUACGGCGUCAGCCGUUAUUACUAGAGCAAUAGACCUCGACGAGACGACAAAUUUCCUGCACUACCUUCCGCACUACACCGUCCGCCCCAUUGCACAUGCCAUCACCGUCAUCUUCCGCGUCAUCCGCUCCGACCUGCCUCUCAGACACUUGCAGAUCGUCGUCCCCGAGGAAGCCGCCAAGUUAUCCGCUCAUUCAAUCACAGUCUUGCGCCGCGUCUCAGCCGUCGAAGGGGAUCUGGCUUGGCGGCUCGCGCGGUGCGUCGAGUUGUGGGACGUGACAAGCGCACCGUACUUCGCCGCCGCCGCCGCUGCUGCCAAUCCUUCCAAUGCAGCAACGGGCAACGACAACGAGAACAACAACAAUAGCGACCCAGCUGCCUCAGCUGGAGCUGGUCUAGACUAUGAACCUGUUCUCGUCGAGAUGUUCCGCCAGCGCAUGAUAGCAGCCUUAGGGUGGGAUUUUAUGAUCCGCUGGAAAAGCAAGCACGGCCCCGUGUAUAUGGGACCGUAUAAGCCACAGCCUCAGACGCAAAAUCUGGGAAUACAGGUCGGUGCGGGCGAGGCUGGUAGUCACAACCAGCAGGCGCCAUCGGCAAGCUCUACCGGAACUAGUGGUCCUGUCAACAACAGGUGCCAGGGUACGUCUAGCGGUCCUGACGGUGGUCCUACUAGGUUCCAAGCAGUCCAGCAGGACCAGCAGCGUUUUCAGUCACAGCAACAGCAACAGCACCAGACCGGCGUGCCAGCGAAUGUCAGUGGCGCAACGGUGCCGCCAGGCGAGACGGAGCCCUCUCUCCCUUCUACCGGAACCAUGGGUAUGGACUCUCUGCUUGGAACUGACUGGGGAUUUCUUGACGACUUCAUUUGCGGGUUCGAUAGUCAGGAUUUGUAAUCCGACUUCUUCAAAAGCGGUGAAUCCAACCAUUCGCCAAAGUCUAACAGUACAGCGCCACCGAAGGGCUCACCAUCAGAGA
Bipolaris sorokiniana ND90Pr is the source of this 2427-nucleotide messenger RNA. RefSeq lists its product as uncharacterized. Gene Ontology annotation, cellular component: nucleus. NCBI's taxonomy places the organism in Eukaryota, Fungi, Ascomycota, Dothideomycetes, Pleosporales, Pleosporaceae. The record is from RefSeq and is a predicted model, not a curated record. Gene Ontology annotation, biological process: regulation of DNA-templated transcription. Gene Ontology annotation, molecular function: zinc ion binding; transcription cis-regulatory region binding; DNA-binding transcription factor activity, RNA polymerase II-specific. The coding region runs from base 60 to 2345 and encodes 761 amino acids. The transcript is spliced from 5 exons.